Messenger RNA from Laccaria bicolor S238N-H82, 377 nucleotides. RefSeq lists its product as uncharacterized. The record is from RefSeq and is a predicted model, not a curated record. The transcript has a single exon. Bases 33 to 377 code for a protein of 114 amino acids. NCBI's taxonomy places the organism in Eukaryota, Fungi, Basidiomycota, Agaricomycetes, Agaricales, Hydnangiaceae.
UCGUUGAAUCUGUUUAUAAUUAUAGUGAUGUUAUGAUACAUAAAUCGAAUAACGCUGCUCGGCAGGCAAGGAAAAGAAGAAAAGGGAAAGAGACCAACAACUUGAAUCAAGCCUACCCAAUGAGAAGCCGCAGAGGAACAGGCUUCCCCUCAGCUUGCCCUCAGCCCGUUGCUGUUUCUCAAUGCUCUAACAUCACGCCACUAAUCGUUGAUGUAACACUUCCCCUUCUCCUGAGUACGAUCGUAAGUGUGUCACUGCACAGAGGUUGGCAGUCCGACAAACUCACUCAAUAUCACAAAAAACCCACUAGAUUAGAAUGCGAGGGGUUGGUUCAGAAUGUUCAAGCUUUUGAUUCACUCACUUUUUUCCACUUUUGA